This is a messenger RNA of Hyalella azteca, 1845 nucleotides long. RefSeq names its product serine proteinase stubble. Gene Ontology annotation, molecular function: serine-type endopeptidase activity. The transcript is spliced from 3 exons. The annotation marks the transcript as partial. Gene Ontology annotation, biological process: proteolysis. Lineage: Eukaryota; Metazoa; Arthropoda; Malacostraca; Amphipoda; Hyalellidae. The record is from RefSeq and is a predicted model, not a curated record.
GUUCACCCCCACUACGUGGCGGCAGACUUCCAGAACGACGUGGCGUUAGUGCGGACGUCGCGGGACGUCGUGUACCGUGAGCACGUCGUGCCCGUGUGUCUCCCCGCCACGGGCGAGAACUUCGUCGGCAGCCUGGCCACCGUCACGGGAUGGGGCAGGCUAUCACACGGUGUGUCCCGCACGCCCGAGGUGCUGCAGGAGGUCGAGGUUGAGGUGCUGGACAACCGCGUGUGUCAGGCGUGGUUCAAGGAGGCGGGGCGGCGGGAGACAAUCUACGACGUCUUCCUGUGCGCGGGAUACAAGAACGGGGGGCGCGACAGCUGUCAGGGGGACUCAGGCAGCCCGCUGACGGUGUCGGAGCAAGGGCGCCGCACUCUCAUCGGCCUCGUCUCCUGGGGCAUCGGCUGCGCCCGCAAGAACCUGCCUGGCGUCUACACCAACAUCGCCAAGUUCUCCAACUGGAUACAGGACACGACGCGGGCACGGUAGCUGGUUACGAUGCGGACACGGUAGCUGGUUACGACAUACGAUGCGGACACGGUAGCUGGUUACAACUUAAGAUGCGGACACGUAGCUGGUUACAACAUACGAUGCGGAUACGGUAGCUGGUUAGAACUUACGAUGCGAACACGGCGGAACACGGUAGCUGGUUACAACUUACGAUGCGGACACGGCAUCUGGUUACGACAUGCGAUGCGGACACGGCAGCUGGUUACAGCAUACGAUGCGAGUACGGUAGGUGGUUACAACUUACGAUACGGGCACGGUAGCUGGUUACAACAUACGAUGCGGACACGGUAGCUGGUUACACCAUACGAUGCGGAUACGGUAGCUGGUUACAACUUACAAUGCGGACACGGUAGCUGGUUACAACUUACGAUGCGGACACGGUUGGUCACGACGCAGGCACGGUAGCAGGUUACUAAGUUAGUGAAGCAUUUCUAGUGGAAAUGUGAUGGUGUACAUCACAUCCCCCUUGCUGCUGGUGUCUGCCCGACAACGUCUUCAAAAACGCCGUUCAAAAGAAAACAUUCAAAAGACCGGUCUCGCCUCAAGUUUUUGAUUGAAUCUUUGUGUUGAUUGCAGCAGUACCGGCCACGUCGCAGCCUCCCAGACAUUCUGUCUAUACUGACCACGCUGCAAAUGAAAGACAUUUUAUUCCUACUUAUUAUAGCUAAGAUGUAAAUAUAAUAGCCGAUUUGUUGUAAAAUUCAGUAAAUAUUGUAGAUUUGUUGUUAUAAGUAGAUUCGUUUUCAUGACGGAGAAAAUAGAUUUAUUGUUCUGGUGGGUGAUGAGCUUCUGGGUAGGAGGAGAGGAUGACAACCGCUCCAAGAUUAGGCCACGAGCCAUCACACUCGGGUUGUGAUGUUCCAUGCAGUGUGGAUGGGGGAAUAUGUAAUUUUUAAUAUGCAAAUUAAUUAUGCCAAUGUGACUGAAUUAUGCGUAUUUAGUUAACUGAAUUAGACAAGAAUUGCUCUUCAAUUAAUGCUGCUGUAGCCGUGACACUUCUAAAUAUUUCGCCUUGCUGUUUCAUGUACAUCCGUUCAAAGCAAAUGUAUGUCUUGGGUAAGCAUGUACCCCCAGGAGAUAGCUCAUGAAACUGUGCGAUAAGCUCCUAUACCACUUAAGUGUAGCAGCAGGUAUAUAUUGAAUGCAGUAUUAACACGGCGAGAUGUUCUUCAUUAGUUUAGCAAAUAUUCGUAUAUAUGGUCCACGUGACGUGGCAUAGCUGCGGCGAGUUUUCAUCUUGACGUAACGUCCAUCCUGAAUGAGGAAGGAAGUGUUUUAUAAAACAGCAUGUAUCGUAUUCUAAGUAUGGAAUAAUAAAUUGAACUCGAUUUUGGA